AGAAAUCAUGUUGGCUCCACCUCUCAACUUUACAAAAUGGCUUGCAGAAAACGAAGAUAAACUACAACCACCGAUCAAUAACUAUUUACUCUUUAGAGGAAAAGAUACUAUUAUUAUGGUCGUCGGUGGUCCUAACAGACGAUCGGACUAUCAUGUCAAUGAAACCGAGGAAUGGUUCUAUCAAGUCAAAGGUCAAUUGCUCAUCAAAGUAGUGGACGAUGGUGAAUUCAAAGAUAUAUAUGUCAAUGAAGGUGAUAUGUUUCUUUUACCUGCCAAUGUACCUCACAAUCCUGUACGAUUUGCCAACUCGAUGGGUUUAGUAGUUGAACGUGAAAGAUUACCACAUCAUAUAGAUAGAUUACGUUGGUAUUGUGAAGAACCUAGUUGUCGAAAAAUCAUUUAUGAAGAAGCAUUUCAUUGUACUGAUCUUGGUUCCCAAUUGAAACCUAUUGUUGAAAGAUUUGCAACAACUGAAGAAUUACGAACUUGCAAGAGCUGUGGUCAUAUUAGUGCUUCAAAAUAAACCUACUUUCCUUUAUUCCAUCUGGGCUCCGCUCGAAUCCUCCAGCUAUUACUAUCUUCAUCAAGAUUAUGAUCUGUCACUUUGUCUAUUCCCUUCUCCUCCCAUUAUAUAAUAUAAAGAUAUAUAUUUUUCUUUUGUAUACAGUACUACUACAUUUUCAUCCCAUCUAUCUUUCCCACUGUCUCAUUAUAUUAUUCUUAUCAUACUUUUUUGUUUUUAGUUAGUCCUUUUUCUUGAAAUGGAUAAUAAAUAUCAAUGACUAUUGCAACGCCUGCAACGCCACA
Molecule: messenger RNA, 807 nt
Organism: Halteromyces radiatus
Lineage: Eukaryota; Fungi; Mucoromycota; Mucoromycetes; Mucorales; Cunninghamellaceae
Product: 3-hydroxyanthranilic acid dioxygenase
Exons: 4
Coding region: 8-523 (171 amino acids)
Biological process (GO): 'de novo' NAD+ biosynthetic process from L-tryptophan; quinolinate metabolic process
Cellular component (GO): cytoplasm
Molecular function (GO): iron ion binding; 3-hydroxyanthranilate 3,4-dioxygenase activity
Source: RefSeq, a predicted model, not a curated record